CGUCGAGCCGUCGCUCUGCAGUCAUCACACCGUCAGUCAGUCUCUCAGACGUAGAGACGACUGGUUUGCGUGAAUCAGUUGAGGGGAUAUGUCAGACGAAUUGGUGGCGAUUGGUUUGCCCACCGAUUUGGCCCAACACUAUGAACAGUACAAAGACUGUCACGACUCCGAAGUUGACACCAAUUUGUUCGACUUGGAUGUGCUGGACAUCGAUGUCGAUGAGGCCCAGGACUUCAAUGACUACUCCAUGUAUGAGAACAGGACGGGUCUCGCGGAAGACAUGAAAUUCUUGGCCUCAAUGCCUGAACUCUGCGACAUCACCUUCCUCGUCGGCGAGACCCGGGAGCCUGUGUGUGCUGUGAAGGCUGUAUUGGCGGCGCGGAGCAGAGUGUUUCAUAAAUUACUUUAUGGCCAAAAGCAGCACCAAAUCCCCGGCACCGGUAGUACAGGGAGUGGUAACGCAAAGGAAACGAUAGCCAAGAAGAAAGAAUCGCCAAAAGACACGAAAUUAAAACUAUUUCUCAAACGAUCGUCAGAACCCAUCUUAAAUGGAUUGCCUUUUAAUCAACAACAGCCUUCCGUGCAAACCCAUCAGACUAUGAUUAUCGAGGAGUUCGAGCCCGACGUCUUUCGGCAACUCAUUGAAUACAUACACACCGGAUGUGUGACACUCCAGGCCAGGACUUUAUUA
Oppiella nova is the source of this 691-nucleotide messenger RNA. The record is from the annotation of a GenBank genome assembly. Lineage: Eukaryota; Metazoa; Arthropoda; Arachnida; Sarcoptiformes; Oppiidae.